GCUCUUCGUCGGCUGUCGUCUCCCGCCGUUGCUUCUGCCAUACGGCUUUGGACCGGACCCCCCUCUCUCCUCUCCUCCGUUAUCCUCGCUGUCCGUCUGCUUCUCCACGGUGCCGUUGCCGUUCGCCGGACAUCUCCCGAUCGAUCUGUCUCGGCGUUUCCUGCGUCGUGGCUCCUCCUGUCCCUGCUCUUGCAUAUCCUUCGAUCCUUCGAUCUCGUCCUCCCCGGCUUUUUCGCACACUUCCCCUCUGGAUACCGAGUCGCUGCCACUGCCGCUCGCCCCUCUGAUCCCCAUCGAUCUGCAUCCGACUCGCCCCUGGCCGCCCAAGCCUUUACCUUCUGUCUCGUCGCCCCUCGAAUCCCACCGCUCUCUAUCGUGUUGCCGCCCCAAGCCCUGAACCCUCCAUGGCCCUCAUCGCCUCCUCGCACGACGAGCCCAUGAACGACAAUGCAUCUUCAGCCCUUCCUGCCUCUGCGGCGGUGGCCUCUGCGGUAGAUUCAAAGCCGUCGCCCAGAGCCUCCAUCGUCAUCACCCCCGCCGCCCCCGCCAACCCCGGAGCGCCUUCGCUGAUUCCAACCCUGCUUCGGCUCUCCGGUAACUCGUCCGCCCCUCUCGAAGUCGAUACCAGCAACCAGUAUCUCAAAGGAACCGAUGGGCUGGAGAAGAGCUUCACCGCCAUGCUUGGCGUGAUUCCGGCGACUUCGUCCCAGAGCUUGAGCGACCCGGCCGACGCUCCAGCUUCGCCCAAUGUUGCCCGGCUGAUGGAGCUCCCUGUCACCUCCACAGCGCAGCUCAAAGUCCAGGAACGCAAGGAUCCUCUCGAAAAUCGACGCGAAACCUUUGGAACCACUCGUACCCAGUCAUUCGCAACCCCGUCGCCCGUAAAGUCGCCUCUGCGGCCCACAGGCUCCCUCAACUUCCCCAAUAUCACUACAACCGCAUCGCAGUCGUCGAGCGUCAUCGUCGACACGAGCUCCAACUCGGUUCUUCAUGCCAUAUCGCCCAUGUCCCCCACAUCACCGCUCGCCAACAAUUUCAAUUCCAGUAGCCACGGCAUCGCUUCUUCCGUCGGAUCGACCCCGAUGCUCAAACAGGGCACCGUCACACGCCGGCUGACCAUAAGCUCGUCCUUUUUCGAUCCCGAGCGGCGCCUCCGACGCAACAAGAGCGAAAAGGACGUGCUCGUCGGCACGCCCGUCAAGGAAGGGCAUGUCAACUACAUGCUGAUGUACGAUAUGCUCACAGGCAUCCGAAUCUCGGUCUCGAGAUGCAAUGCCAAGCCUGCGCGGCCACUGAGUCCGGCCGAUUACAAAGCCGCGAACAAGCUGGCGUUUGAUGUCACAGGCAACGAACUCACGCCCUCAUCCAAGUACGACUUCAAGUUCAAGGACUAUGCCCCUUGGGUCUUCCGAUAUAUCCGCGAUGCAUUCAAGGUCGAUCCUGCCGAGUACUUGCUCUCAUUGACCGGAAAGUAUGUGCUCUCGGAGCUCGGCAGUCCUGGUAAGAGCGGCAGCUUCUUUUACUUCUCGCAAGACUACCGGUUCAUCAUCAAGACUAUCCACCACGGCGAGCACAAGUUCCUGAGGAAGAUCUUGCAGCAGUACUAUGAGCACAUCUGCCACAAUCCACACACACUGGUUUCGCGCAUCUUUGGACUCCAUCGUGUCAAGCUCCCCGGAAACCGAAAGAUCCACUUUGUGGUCAUGGGCAAUGUCUUCCCAGCCAACAAGGAUAUCCACGAGGUCUACGAUCUGAAGGGCUCGACCAUCGGUCGAGAGCUCAAGGUCGACGAGCCCAAGCCCGGCGAUGUCAUGAAGGAUCUCAACUUUCUGAAUCGCAAGAAGCGGAUUGUGCUCGGGCCCGAAAAGCGCCAGACGCUGAUCGAUCAGCUGGAGAAGGAUGUGGCUUUCCUCAUCCGCAUGCGCAUCAUGGACUAUUCGCUGCUGAUCGGAUAUCACGACACCAUCAAGGGCAACAAAGACAAUAUCCGUGAGAACACUCUGAACGUCUUCGAGCCUCAAAAAGAGACGCUGUCGCGCCCGACGCUGCAGAAACGGGGCAGCCGCUCCAGCGCCUUCAAGAGGAGCAUCAUCGAGUCUGAGGCAGUCACCCUUGGCAGCGCCAAGCUGCCCGACAACACACCGAGCGAACGCAAAUACUGUAACUUUUACCGCGACCACGGUGGAUACUACUCGACCGAUGACCAGAACAACCCCGGUCUGGAGAUCUACUACAUCGGUAUCAUCGACAUCUUUACAAAAUACAAUGCUGCCAAGCGCGUAGAGCACGCAUGGAAAAGCAUGAGUGCCGACGGGACCCAAAUCUCGGCUGUCAAUCCCGUGCUGUACGGAGCGCGGUUUCUCAACUUCAUCAAGGCAGCCAUCAAGGAAGUCAAAUCGGCCGAGCUUUUGGCAUCGAUCCCCGAGUCGAUCAGCCUGAGCCCGUCCGGUCCGCUGCUCGCCGGUCCGCUCGAUGGCCUCGAGAGCAGCGACAGCAUCCGGACAGGCUCCAUGACCUCCGAGCAUAUCCAAGUCUACCGUCAACAACAGCAGUCGUCUUCCUACACCACCACCAACAUGUCGGCCGACUCGCAUCCCACCCGUGGCGCCCUGCAGAACCAGCCCUCCAACGCCUCGGUAGUGUCGGGCUCAAGCGCCAUGAAGAACCAGGUUUCUAUGACCAGUAUGUCAACCGGCGGCCACAGCAACUAGAUCGGAGAGAAGGCAACCCACCCUCCGCCACCACCACCCCUUGUCUCGAAAACAAGAUCUAUCGGCGAGACCAUUACCCCCCACCCAUGUCCACUAGGCCCAUCCUUGAUUGCCACUACUAUCAAGCUUUGUCUUUGGUUUGCUGUUGUUUAUCCUUGCGCACUGCCGCCUGGGGUUGCUCCUAGCGGUUGCUGCUUGUCUUUCGAUUUCUUCUGCACUGCUUUGAAUGUUGUGUUCCUUCCUCCCUUUUUUUGGCUUUCCAGAUAGAAGUAAUAUACAGUCGGUCCAGAAAGAAACGGGACAGUCACUUCCUGGCUUCAGAUGUCUGAAGCCCGCUGACUGACUUGUAGGCCCCAGCGGGCAAGCCGUGAGAUUGUUUCCCGUCCUGUUUGGCAAUCUC
Molecule: messenger RNA, 3111 nt
Organism: Polychytrium aggregatum
Lineage: Eukaryota; Fungi; Chytridiomycota; Chytridiomycetes; Polychytriales
Exons: 10
Coding region: 405-2711 (768 amino acids)
Biological process (GO): phosphatidylinositol metabolic process
Molecular function (GO): phosphatidylinositol kinase activity
Source: RefSeq, a predicted model, not a curated record